This is a messenger RNA of Penicillium samsonianum, 1683 nucleotides long. Its product is annotated as cytochrome P450. Gene Ontology annotation, molecular function: iron ion binding; heme binding; oxidoreductase activity, acting on paired donors, with incorporation or reduction of molecular oxygen. The record is from RefSeq and is a predicted model, not a curated record. The coding region runs from base 1 to 1683 and encodes 560 amino acids. NCBI's taxonomy places the organism in Eukaryota, Fungi, Ascomycota, Eurotiomycetes, Eurotiales, Aspergillaceae. The transcript is spliced from 3 exons.
AUGCCUGUACAGACGUUUUAUCUCCUUGGAAAUCCCGUCACGUCCGCUAUAAAAAUCGAGAUCGAGUCGAACACUGACCUUGACGGACUCAAGCAUUUGAUUGCCGCGCACUUCGCUAUCGUCGAGCCAAAUGUCUCUGACAUUGAAGUAGGAAUUGCAUUACAGUUCGAGGAUGCUGAACUCACCGAAGUUCAAGACGUCAUGUCUGCUCAGGGAUUAGUGGCGAUUACCAUUGAUGGCCAUGCCGUCCGCGAUCCCGCGGGUCCCAAGGGCUUGCCUGUGUUGGGCAACUACUUGGAGAUCUACCCCGAUCACCUUGGAAAUCACCAGCGCCUUUUUGAGCGAUUCGGUCCAGUUAUUAUGACCAAUAACAUGGGUCGCGUGACCUACCAAACCAACGACCCCAACAUCGCAGCCAUUGCCUUCGCCGAGUCCGACUUUUUCACCAAGGAGAUCAAUAAAGCCCAUCCACUUCACGCCCUGAAGACCCCCUCUGCCGGUAUCUUCCUGGGUGAUACUGAUACUCCUGAAUGGAGAGUGGCUCACAAAUUCUUGCCACCCGCACUGGGUCCUAAGGCAGUUCGUCAUUACGCACCUACUAUGCAAAAGACCGUCGAGGAUGCCUGCGAAGUCUUCGAUAAGCUGGAUGAGCAGGGUGAAGCCUGGAAUGUCUACCAGUAUAUGCUAAAGCUCGGUGCUCAGGCCGUCGGCAAGCUCACUCUUGGCUUGGACUUCGAGCACUUUACUUCGCCUGACGCACCUGUUCACGAGAUGGUUCACCUGAUUGCUGAGAUGCUCUCUUUGAAUAAGAAGGUCACUUCUAAGGGUGACUGGUAUAGCAGUCUGCCCUUUGGUGAACCUAGGCGCCUGAAAGAAGUUAAGAACCGUAUUCAAGGCAUGGUCGAGCAGUCUAUCCAGAAUGCUGCUAGGGGUGGUGCAGAUGACCUCCCUCUACAAGAUGCCGCAUUGAAGGCGUCAAACAUGGUAGACUAUGCCAUCCGUGCCACUGACAAUAAGGGCGAGAAAUUGCCGAAGGAAAGUCUCGUAUGGGCUCUUGUCGUAGCGACUGCCGCUGGCUUCACAACAACGAGCUCUCUACUUUCGUGGCUCAUCUACGGCCUGGUCACCUACCCGGGUAUGCAGGAGAGACUUCUUCAGGAACUUAUUGACAACGAUUUCAACGACGAGACAGAGAUCACUGCUGAUUUCACUGAGCGUCUGGUCUUCCAAGAUAAGUAUAUCAAGGAGAUGCAGCGCAGACACAACCCAUCUUUUCAACCUGGACGUACCGCAAAGACCGACCUUAUCCUUCCUGGAGGUUAUAAGAUUCCUAAGGACGCAGUUAUUAUCCCUGCUCUUCACCAUAUUCACAACAACCCCGAGCUCUGGGACAACCCCUACAAGUUCGACCCAGACCGUUGGGACACCCCGGAGGUCAAGAACAGACACAAGGCCUCUUACGUACCAUUCGGUGCUGGUCCGCGUAUGUGCAUCGGCUUCAACUUUGCACUCCAGGAGAUCAAGGUCUUCCUCCCCAAGCUGAUCUACAACUAUAAGUUCGUUCGCGAGGGUGACGGACCCAUCGAAUACGAUCCGAUGUUUCAGCUUAUCCGCCCCAACAACUUGUAUGUUCGUGCUCAUAAGCGUGUCAAGUGGCCCCCUAGGUCUGAGGCUGCUGUUUGA